Messenger RNA from Adineta steineri, 1464 nucleotides. Lineage: Eukaryota; Metazoa; Rotifera; Eurotatoria; Adinetida; Adinetidae. The record is from the annotation of a GenBank genome assembly.
AUGUCUAAAGCAGAAAAAUCAUCAUCAAAAAAUAACAAAGACUACACUAAAAACGUAACAGUAGAAAAUUCAAGCACUUGGUCGACUAAACAUUUCAAAGACACGACGUUACAAAAAGUCAAUGGGUUUGGCACUGUUUCAGAAAACGUUUCUGUUACGUCAAAUGCAAUUGCUCCUGCUGCUGUAACAAAUAUUAACCAACAAAACCAUCGUACUUAUAGACAAUCUGAAUGUUAUAUGGACUCCAUCGAUAAACUAACCAAAGAAUUUGAACAAACUCAAUAUGUUUCAUCACCUAUAAAUCGAAAACCAUCUAAUAAUAUUCAAGGAAAUACGGAAGUGUCAAAAGCAGCCAAUUCAAAUCAAAAGAGCCUGUUGGAUGACUAUGAUGAGGUUACUUAUGCUGAAACAAAUGGUGCAACUUGGACUGUAUCUGCAAAUGCAUAUGAUGACUAUGAAACGGAUGAUUUCUCUGCAAUACCAAACACUCAAAAAAUAGAAGACAAACCUAAUAUGAAAAAUACAAAUUCAACGAACCAACGAAAUCAAUCGAAUCGACGAAAUGAAAAGAACUUGACAGAAAAUAAAACAAUCAUCAAUCAAGACAUGGCAGCUUCUAAGCGUAUUUUUAAUGUCGCAUUGGUAGAUGCUCAGAUGUCACUUAAUAAAUGGGAAGAUAGUUCUCGAAUCGAUCGUCGUCUUACAGAUCUAAAACUUAUCUUUGAAUUCAAUAGUAAAUGUACAUCAUCAUCAUGUCAUCCAUUUAUUGUAUCACCACCUAACUUACAACAUACUAUAAAUCGAGAUAAAAUCAGAUCGUAUUUCGAUUUAGGAUGUGGUGAUGGAAGCAUCACAGCUGCAAUUGGAGCUUAUUUAGGUUUAAAUAAAGAACAUAUUUUUGGAAGUGAUAUAUACGAAGGACAAAGCAAAGACAUUACAUUUAUUAAAGUGGAUGAAAGUCAAUCAACAAUUAAUCUUCCUGAUAAUAGUAUCGAUCUUAUAACUUCUUUCGUUACAUUUCAUCACAUAUCUCAGAUUGAGAAAACAAUUACUGAAUUGUUUCGUAUUCUUCGAUCGGGUGGUUAUCUUAUUUUACGCGAACAUAAUUGCAAAAAUGAUCGAUCACUUGCAGCUAAGUAUCUUAAUUUUGUACAUGCUAUCAUGAUGAUCGCACGAGUUGGAGAAUUUGCUACUUCUCUGAAUGAUCUUCAUAAUGAAAAUCAACAAGUAUUGAAUAGAGACUACAAUAAUAUUAUAGAUGAUUGGAUGGAACAAAAGUCACAUAUUAUUGAAUAUAUAAAAACAAUUUCUUACCGAUCAUGUGAUGAAUUGCGAGAGAAACUUGAAAAUACUGGUUUUCAUCUUCUUGCCACAUUCUUUUAUGGUGCAUCUGGAUCUAAUCCACAAAACCUAUUUUAUGCUGUUUACCAACUGAAUGAUAAACGUAAAAUGUAUGGUGAAUAG